AUGUCUGCCCCAUACGAUCCCAACCAAGGCUACUACCCUCAACAGGGUGGAUAUCCCCCUCAAGGCGGCUACCCUCCCCCACAGCCCAUGCAGUACCAGCAAGCGCCACCACCCCAAGAAGAAAAGAGUCACGGCUGCUUCUACACAUGUAUCGCCACGCUCUGCUGUUGUUGGGUCUGCGGAGAGACCUGCGAGUGUUGUCUUGAGUGCUUCGACUGCUGCUGUUAA
Molecule: messenger RNA, 228 nt
Organism: Fusarium pseudograminearum CS3096
Lineage: Eukaryota; Fungi; Ascomycota; Sordariomycetes; Hypocreales; Nectriaceae
Exons: 3
Coding region: 1-228 (75 amino acids)
Source: RefSeq, a predicted model, not a curated record